Messenger RNA from Panicum virgatum (switchgrass), 501 nucleotides. Its product is annotated as transcription elongation factor 1 homolog. Gene Ontology annotation, biological process: transcription elongation by RNA polymerase II. The coding region runs from base 75 to 359 and encodes 94 amino acids. Gene Ontology annotation, cellular component: transcription elongation factor complex. NCBI's taxonomy places the organism in Eukaryota, Viridiplantae, Streptophyta, Magnoliopsida, Poales, Poaceae. The record is from RefSeq and is a predicted model, not a curated record. Gene Ontology annotation, molecular function: RNA polymerase II complex binding. The transcript has a single exon.
UCCGCUCCUGCCCCCCUCGCCUGCUGCAAACUCGCUUCGUCGCCGGCGCAAGAUCCCUGGUCAGACCACCGGCCAUGGGGAAGAGGAAGUCGAGGAAGCCGGUGGCGGCGCCCAAGAAGGCGCCGAAGCUGGACACGGAGUUCGCCUGCCCGUUCUGCGGCCACCCCGACGCCGUAGGGUGCCUCAUCGUCCUGAAGCGCGGGUUCGCCAGGGCGUCGUGCCACAUCUGCCAGGAGAGCUACGCCACCCGCGCCAACGCCCUGACGGAGCCCGUCGACGUCUACAGCGAGUGGAUCGACGCCUGCGUGGACGCCAACGAGGGCGUCGCCGACCGCCGCUGCCGGCCGCGCCUUGGCUGACGCCGGAGUCCACGAAUACGACGUGUGAUCGUGCUGUAGCUACUAGUUUCAAUUGGUUUCACUUGUCAGGCAUGAGUUAGUGGUUUUUGCCGUUCUUUUGGAGCCCGGAAUUGCAGGGCAUAUCAAGUUGUCGAUAUGAUUA